This is a messenger RNA of Effrenium voratum, 1715 nucleotides long. The record is from the annotation of a GenBank genome assembly. NCBI's taxonomy places the organism in Eukaryota, Dinophyceae, Suessiales, Symbiodiniaceae.
AGUAUGCAGCCCCUCUCGGCUCAGUCUGAGGGGUUGCCAGGGUGCCGGCCAUGGCCUCCAUGUUCCUGGACGGGAUGAUGAGCCAGAUUGGCAUCUCCACCCAGGGCUCGCUGGACGCGCUGCGGCGGCAGCUUGGGCCGGGUGUGGACCCCUUGUACGACUAUGACAAGAGGGACUCUAGGCCUCGAUUGCCCAAGGCAGAGGAGGCCAAGGAGGGCACCGGGAGCAUCGACCAGCUCCGGCGGACUUUGAGGGAGGUGGUGGGUGUGGCCACAGAUGAGACGGAGCAGGCCGAGGAGCAGGCUCCGGAGGAGUGGAAGCUCUCACCGGCCCAGAUCCGGGCGAUGCGGGAAUCCAAGAGGCCCAUGUCAUCCUUUGUGUCCACCACCCGGGACCAUGUGAACUCCCUGGCCAUCGAGAACCGCUUCCGGGCGCCGCCCCCGGGCUCCUACCGACCCACCGCCCAUCUCUGCGAGCCCCGCGUGAAGACCCCGGUCUUCCGGCCCCGCGAUGCCACCCACAGCCGGAAGCUGAAGAUGCUGGACAGAGAGGUGACGAAGCUCAAGGAGAGCGGCAGGCCCUACGAGCACUUGCUGCUGGGCUGCAGCAGCGUGGAGCUUUUGGAUGCGGCGCCCGAGAGGAUGCGGAGAUGUGUCACCUCGCCCAGCCUGGAUCGAUACACGGCAAGGCCGGACAUGGUGAAGCUGGCGAACAUCCACUUUCACGACAGCCAAUUCACGGACCACGUCUUGGACGGCGACAUCAGUACCUCCAUGAUCCUUCGCAACCCCAGCUGGGAUUUCGCGAAGCUGUCCGCGGCGCAAAGGAAAGACCGGGAGACCUACUUCCAGCCUGGGCAGUACAAGCCGAAUCUCGAUGCGGUGAGACCGAAGCUGGAGACGAAGAACAUCCCCUUCCACAAGUUCCCGGCCCGGAAGCCUCUGAAGGAGAGCGUCGGCCGCUUUGAACUGGAUGGCAGAGAGGGAGAUCAUCUCCCUGAUAGGUCGCUGGCAAGAAACUGCCCCUUACUGCAGCCGAGGCUUCAUAGUCCGAACAUGUCGAAGGACUCGGAACGCCCGCAGAUGGGGAAGGUGAAGCAGUGGCACAACACCGAGGACCCGGAGGUGGACAAGGCGGUGCAUGAUUACGCCAUGACCUUCAACAUCAUGGAGUAUGAGAAGGCGCGGUGGAAGCCCAAAACGCCCCAAGACUUCAAGAAGGACCUCACCAGGCAACAGCACCUGCGGAUGAUGCGGACCUAUGGUCAGGAUGCCAAUUUGGUGCGGGCCAAGAGCAACCUCACGGACGGCCCCGUGAGUGUCGAGCUGCUGUCGGACCUUGACAGCAGCGAGAUGCUGCAUCCGAAGGUGUGGUCCCCGAGGUUCGACAUGAUGGCCACUCGGGAACCAGAACGGAAAUAUGCGGAGGCCCCGGCGCGCCUCAAAGAGGCCAAGGCCAAGUUCAAGCGGGAGCUCCGCGCCGGGGAGUCCUGGACGGACACGGGAGGCCUCUCUCCCUUGGCGGGCGUUAUCUCCGAGCUCCGCUCCGCACGCAGCUAUGAGGCGCUUGGCUGCGACCUCAGGCAAUGAGUGAGGCGAGACCAUGUGAAUUGAGAUCGACGGCACGGCGAGGCAACUUGAUUGCCCAUUCGUUGAUUCUGAUGGCCUUUGUCAUCACCGGAUGUCACCGGCUAACUCAGUGUGCCCAUUUGCACA